Messenger RNA from Rotaria sp. Silwood1, 1521 nucleotides. The record is from the annotation of a GenBank genome assembly. Lineage: Eukaryota; Metazoa; Rotifera; Eurotatoria; Philodinida; Philodinidae.
AUGAUGAAAACAACAAGUCUUACAAAAACACUUUUCAAUCAUCAAACUCAUUCACAAUCAAUUAAUUUAUUUACACCAUCAACAAGUUCAUCGUCAGGAUCAACAUGUGAAACAGGUCCAUCAUCAUUAAAUUCUUCUUAUAAAAGUAAUAUUGAUACAAAUGGUAUUAAUAAUAAUGAUGAUACAAAUUCUAUUCCACAAGAUAAAUCAACUGUAGUACUGAUAAAUUUAGUUGAUAAACUUAAACGUGAAUUAACAACAGUAAAACAAGCAAAAAGUCAAUUAGAAACACUUUAUAAAGUCAAAUGUAAAUCUGACCUUGAUAAAUCAGCUAAAAUUACGAAACUUCGUCUACAAUAUGAACAUGAAUUGAAUCUAUUUUGUAAACAAGAUCAAAAAGAUCUUGUAUGUUAUUUACAACGACAAUUGAUGGUACGUGAUCAACGUAUUUCUGAACAAUCGCAUGAUAUAGAACAAAUGAAAAAUUUGUCAAUAAAUAAUAGUGUUGAUAGUAGUAAUGCAAAUACAUAUAAAAAAAUUGCUCCAAUACAAGUUUUAAGAAGCAGUGAUCCUGAUGUUGUUAUUUCAGCCUUCGAUAAUACUGAAUUCAAAAAUUACUUUCAAAUAAUGGCUGGUGAUGAAACAAAACAGAGUAGUGGAAAAUCAGCUGACAAAGAAAACAAAGCCAGUAAAAAUGAUACGAAUAGUGGUGAUAAAGGUAGUUCAAAAAAUGAUGCACAAAGUGGUGGUGGUAAUAAAUCUGGUGGUGGAAAGGCAGAUAAUUCAGGUAGUGGUGAUAAAGGCAGUUCAAAGAAUGAUGGACAAAGUGGCGGUGGUAACAAAUCUGGUGGUGGAAAAGCAGAUAAUUCAGGUGGUGGUGAUAAAGGUAGCUCAAAAAAUGAUGCACAAGGUGGAAAUGACAAUAAACCUGGUACUGUAAAAGGAGAUGCACCAGGUGGUAGUAAUAAAAGUGGUCAGAAAGAUAGCGCUUCAGGUGGUGGUAAAAACGAUGAUAAAGGUGGUUCAAAAGCUGAAGCAUCUGGUGGUGGUGGUGGCGGUGAUGCAAAAUCAGGUGGCGGUAAAGGUGGUGAUAAAGGUGGUUCGAAAGCUGAAGCCUCUGGUGGUGGUGGUGGCGGUGAUGCAAAAUCAGGUGGCGGUAAAGGUGGUUCAAAAGCUGAAGCAUCUGGUGGUGGUGAAUGGGAAGGUGGUGAUCCAGAAAAAGGUGCAAAAAUUUUCAAAACAAAAUGUGCUCAAUGUCAUACUGCCGAAAAAGGCGGUGGUAAUAAACAAGGACCUAAUCUUCAUAGUUUAUUCGGUCGACAAACUGGUCAAGUUCAAGGUUUUAAUUAUAGUGAUGCUAAUAAAAGUAAAAAUAUAACAUGGGGUGGUGAUACACUAUGGACUUAUUUGAAAGAUCCAAAGAAAUAUAUUCCAGGAACAAAAAUGAUUUUUGCUGGACUUAAAAAAGAUGAUGAACGAAAAGAUUUAAUUGCAUAUUUAAAACAACAAUCGAGUGAUUAA